CCCUAACCGAGCAAUAUUAGUAGUCAUAUAUAAAACAGCAAGAUGAGUUCUCUCCCAACAACUUUCCCUACUGAAUUUUUACAUUCUCACACUCAAGUUAAGAAGAAGGAAGAGGAUGUAACUACAAGUUUGUUCUCAAAGAAAGCCGAAAAGGAAAAGGAAAUUGCUACAGUCCAAAGAUUGGUUUCCUAUGUUAAUAAUUUUAAAACUCCAUCAAAGCAACCAUUUAUUAUUGGUGUUUGUGGUGGUAGUGCUUCUGGUAAAACAACUGUCUGUAGAGAAAUUGUCAAGAGUUUGUCCGAUAAGAGAGUUGUCGUUGUUUCUCAAGAUAGUUUCUAUAGAAAUUUGAAUGAAGAAGAACGUGAACUUGCCAGAAAUAACGUUUAUGAUUUUGAUCAUCCAGAUGCUUUUGAUUAUGAAGCCUUUGAGGAAACAACCAGAGAAUUGAAGGCUGGUAAUCCUGUCGAUAUACCAGUUUAUGAUUUCAAGACUCACUCUAGAACAACUGAAACUGAACCUGUUGAAGGUGCCGAUGUCAUCAUUAUUGAAGGUAUUCUCAUCUUCUUCACCAAGGAAAUGAGAGAAUUGAUGGAUAUGAAGAUUUUCGUUGAUACCGAUGCAGAUGUUAGAUUGGCCAGAAGAAUUAGAAGAGAUACAAAGGAAAGAGGACGUGAUCUUGAAGGAGUUUUGCUUCAAUAUGAAAGAUUUGUCAAGCCAUCAUUUGAUGAUUACAUUAUGCCUACAAAGAAGUAUGCUGAUAUUAUCAUUCCAAGAGGUGGUGCUAAUACUGUUGCUAUUGAUUUGCUCACCCAACACAUUCAUCUCAAGUUGUUGGUUUUGAGUGAUAGUGCUUCUAAAUAAGUUUACAAAAUUCUCAUAAUUAUUUGAGAAAAUGGAAAAGAAUUCUUGUAAAUAAUUGUUUUAAUAUGAAAUAAAAAAUGACAAAUUCAAC
Molecule: messenger RNA, 952 nt
Organism: Naegleria gruberi
Lineage: Eukaryota; Heterolobosea; Eutetramitea; Acrasida; Naegleriidae
Product: Phosphoribulokinase/uridine kinase
Exons: 3
Coding region: 43-861 (272 amino acids)
Cellular component (GO): cytoplasm
Molecular function (GO): kinase activity; ATP binding
Source: RefSeq, a predicted model, not a curated record